Messenger RNA from Camelina sativa (false flax), 1078 nucleotides. RefSeq lists its product as uncharacterized. Lineage: Eukaryota; Viridiplantae; Streptophyta; Magnoliopsida; Brassicales; Brassicaceae. The record is from RefSeq and is a predicted model, not a curated record.
UAAAUUGUUAUUUUAGAUAUUAUUUUCUGUAAAUAUAAUGUAUAUUUAUUUAUGUAUGCACAUGCAACCAUGAAUUCGUUUAGUCAAAAAUAUGAGCCAUAAAUUGCGCAAACACACACAGACACAUAUAAUAUAUAUUUAUAUACGUAGGCUCCAAAUUCACAGAACAUCAGACACACACACACACACACAAUGGAUUGGUUCUCAUGGCUGUCUAAAACCGAUCUUGACCCGACCCUAAGCUACGAGUACGGACUCAUCUUCGCCCAAAAGAAGCUCCAGCGUGAAGACAUCGCUCUCUUCAACCACAACUAUCUCCGCCGACUUGGCAUUAAUGUAGCCAAACACCGCCUAGAGAUUCUGAAACUCUCAAAAAAAGAGACACAAGAACUCGGUUCCAAUCACCAUCGUCCCGCCUCGGCCAAACUCAUAUCUCUCGUCAUCAAGGCGACCAAAAGCAUCGGCGAUCGCUUAAACAAGUGGCUUUUUCUCGAAGGAACCGCCGUGGUUAAACCGUUGAAAGAGAAGCAGUCCUCACCGCCAGCCUACCGCACCGGAGCGUUUGUGACUGGUAACAGCAAUAAAGUCAAUGCUGAAAAAGCUGAGGUACACAUGGAGAGAUUACCUGUGAUCAAAAGGAAAAGGAUCGCAAAAUCUGGACCGUUAGAUCUGAAACAUGGAAUGCAAGAGAAAACGACGUUAGUAAGCAACCGAAGCAUGAACCUAUCAGGACCGUUGGACCGAAGCGUCCAAGAAAGACUCAUAUUAGCUUAUAGAAGCCCUGUUGUGGCAGGACAGUUGGAUGGAAACUUAAGCGAACGGCUAAGAUUAUCAGGGCCGUUGAAGGGAAGACCACCUAGCCCAAGUGUGUAUGUGGAGUACAAUAAAAGAUACGAUGAUACACAAUGAGAUGCUAUGUUUCAUAACUUGAAGCCAACGUAGAUCCCAGAGUAUAAAAUUAUGUUUUUGUUUCAUUUUGGAAAACGGAUGUAGCUACUUAUAUGUAACUAGGGAGGAAAAUCGGUAAUUUCAUACCUCAGCUAGAGAGGUAUGUUUGAUUCCUACACCAUGUUUAAUA